GGACGCUCUGCAUACGUCACUGGCAUUUUGGCCCUCCACAAUCCUGGUAGCACCGCACCGCCACCCCGUGCGUGGGGCCCUUAACGUCCGCUCGACCUCAUAACACCCACAGAUCGCUAGAUCGCUGUCCGCUCUCCUCUGUGGAGGCAUCAUCACCUGAUUGCUGUCCGCUCGCUUGUCUAUUACUAUCAAUACCUCUCUGUCCUCUGCUGCUCCUCCUGCCCUCUCUCGACCCCGCAGUAGCAUCCAGGACAUCAUUCACUCUCCUCCGCCAUGGCCGACUCAGGAGCAUCUACCCCAGAGGCGGAGCUCAGCGAUACCCCCUUCGAUAGCCCGUCGCCGUCCUCUCCUCCCUUUCCCUCGAGCCCUACCUCCACUACCCCCUCGACGCUCAAUAUUCCCGAACGCCCCGCCGUACGCUCCAGCGUCACGACUGGCGCCACCGUCAACAUGACGCCUUCCUCCACUCCUUUAGGGAACAUCAAUGCCGCCAGAAACCCUCGCGGCAGUGGCCCCACUAUCUCCAGCAGAGGCAGUGGUCUCAACGUCUCGCAGGACAUCUUGGCGAGGAUACAGGCAGUGCAUCUGGGCCGACAAGGUGCCCCACCACCUGGCGCAGCUGGUCGAGGGAAUCUGCCUCAGAGCCCAGGACCGUCUGUUGGCCCACCGAACAACCUAUCACCAAGAGGAGGGCCAAUAAUGGCGGGUGGUGUACCCGCUAGUUUCCGCGGCAUGCCUGGAGGGAAACCACCUCUGCCCAGCUUCGCAUCUGCCCCCGCUAUUCCUGGCCGUACUGGUCCUGCACCUAAGUUGUCCAUGGCCGAGAGACGUGGCGCACCAAAGCUCGGUGGUCUGCCUGGUGCAGCACCACCCGCUGGCGGUGCUCCUGCUGGGAAGAAGCGUCCGGGCCUAACCCUCUCACAAAUGAAUGGAGGCGCGCCGGACGCAGAGCCUAAGAAGCAGGAAACUGCAUUGGACAAGUACUCGGAUUUCAUCGACACCAAGACUGGUAGCCUUAAGUUCGCAGGCAAGGCUGUCCUGAAUCCAGAUGGUGUACAAUUCGCAAACGGUACAUCCUUCAGCAUUUCGCUAGAUGAAGUUGAUACGCUCGACGAGCUGGGCAAGGGCAAUUACGGCACAGUAUACAAGGUACGACACGCAAGACCACGCAUGAGGAAGCCAGGUCAAGGUCUUGCCGGAAACAAGGCUGCACCAGGCUCUCCUUCGCGAAAAGACUUCAGCGAAGAACCAAGCCCAACUACUGCAAAGCCUUCUGGAGGCACAGGCAUUGUGAUGGCCAUGAAAGAGGUCAGGCUGGAGCUGGACGACUCGAAAUUCGCCGCUAUAAUUAUGGAGCUGGAUGUCCUUCAUCGUUGCGUAUCGCCCUACAUCGUCGACUUCUACGGUGCUUUCUUCCAGGAAGGUGCUGUGUACAUUUGCAUGGAGUUCAUGGACGGCGGAUCGAUAGACAAGCUCUACGGCGACGGUGUCCCUGAGAACGUCCUGCGCAAGAUCACAUUGGCCACAACUAUGGGAUUGAAGUCAUUGAAGGACGAACACAACAUCAUUCACCGCGACGUCAAGCCUACGAACAUUCUCAUGAACACACGGGGUCAGAUCAAGAUCUGCGAUUUCGGCGUCAGUGGUAACUUGGUUGCAAGUAUCGCGAAGACGAACAUUGGCUGUCAGAGUUACAUGGCCCCUGAACGAAUUUCAUCAGGCGGUGUUGCUCAGGCGGGCGCCAACCCUGGAGGCGGCACCUACAGCGUCCAGAGUGAUAUCUGGAGUUUGGGUUUGACCAUCAUCGAGUGCGCGCUUGGCCGCUACCCAUACCCACCUGAAACCUACAACAAUAUCUUCAGUCAGCUUAGUGCGAUUGUGGAUGGAGAAGCUCCGGAUCUUCCAGAGGAAGGCUACAGUGAAGCCGCCCGAAACUUUGUCCGUGGAUGUCUGAACAAGAUUCCUAAGCUGCGACCAACAUACGCUAUGCUUCUCAAUCACGCGUGGCUUGCACCUAUGAUAAAACCGGAGACGAUCACAGAAGAAGAUGAGGAUGAGGUGGCAGCAGCAGAGGCAGCAGAAGGCGGUGUGGCCGCUGGCGAUCAGAGCCCCGCUGAGCCAAGUGAAGACGUUGUGGACAAGGAGGUCGCAGACUGGGUAAAAGACGCAAUCGACAAGCGCAAGAGGGGUGUUCUUGGCAAGGCUCCCAAGCCUGCAUUACACGCUGCGCCGCUAGAUGCAGUGUCGAGUCCUUCGCAGGACGGUGUGAAUGGCCUCGACGCUGCAGGUGCACCUGUGGCGACCACCACAUGAGAUCGUAA
Macroventuria anomochaeta is the source of this 2321-nucleotide messenger RNA. Its product is annotated as kinase-like protein. Gene Ontology annotation, biological process: MAPK cascade; protein phosphorylation; cellular hyperosmotic response. The record is from RefSeq and is a predicted model, not a curated record. Gene Ontology annotation, molecular function: ATP binding; MAP kinase kinase activity. The transcript is spliced from 2 exons. NCBI's taxonomy places the organism in Eukaryota, Fungi, Ascomycota, Dothideomycetes, Pleosporales, Didymellaceae. The coding region runs from base 274 to 2313 and encodes 679 amino acids.